UCAUCAACUCGUCAAAAGGCGUGCAGUGCCUGCACCAAAGCCAAACGGCGGUGCGACUUGCGUCACCCCGCCUGUCGCCGAUGCGUUGUGAAAGGAAUCGAAUGCUUCUACUCUUCAACGCGACUCCAUGAUCGUUCCAGCAAUCAAUCUCAGGCCCUGGGAGCAGACCAGACAGCUGUUUCGCUGAGGCGGCCUGUAGACGAUGUUUUUCUUGAUUCUGUAAAUUUCGCUUUACCCUCGCCAAUGGCGUCGGUCACAAGCUCGUAUUCUGAUCCAUAUGACGCAAUCGCAAGCCCGAAUCAAUUCUUCUUGUCGCCGCAGUCGUGGCUCGUAGUGAAAUUCACCAGAGCAGCGCCGCGCGAAGACUAUAGGGUUCCGGAUAUGCAACACAGCAUCCAACAGAUUCUGCGCUGGCUCAAGGAGUGGGUUAGGGAUGGAAGCACGAUGUUCAUCCACAAGCAACUGUAUCAAGACCACUUACCGAAGUGUAUUCAAGACGCAUACAUGGCCUGUGCGACUUAUUUCUCCAGUACAGAUAAUAAUAGAGGCAUGGUGAUGCGAAUUCUAGAGGAGAGAGUAUCGAUGCUUCUAGACGAGCAAGCCGCACAAGCCGAAUUGUUCGAAUUACCUCAUCUAGAGGACGGCAGCAGCAGCAGCAAUACUAGUGGCAUACCUGUAUUCGGCGUAUCUGAGCAUUUAGCUCGCGUCCAAGCCCUGCUGGUAUAUCAGGUUCUCCGGCUAUUCUCGCCCGACGACCAACAGCGCGAAAAGGCCGAGGACGUGAUUCCGACGUUAAAGCUGUGGAGUAUGCAAAUGCUCGAAUGUGCCUUGCUAUCGAGCGAGUAUGUCCGCUCCGCGCCUAAACAGCUUACCAGUAUUCACGAAGCGCCGUUCGAAAAGAAACGGCAGUCAGAAUGGCAGGCGUGGAUUCUCGCUGAAAGUGUGCGACGUACGUGGCUUGUUGCAGGACAUGCGCAGUGCAUUUAUAGUCUUUUACAAUACGGUAUUUCGCUAUGCCCUGGGGGGUUGAUGUUUACGACGCGCGCGGGACUGUGGGAAGCAGAGUCGGCGGCGGAAUGGUGGGAGAGAAGUCGACAGAAGGAUGUGUUGUUUUUACAGAGUCUGGAGACGGAGAAGCACUUGUUAGAGCACAAUAAACCUGAAGAGAUUGAUGAUUUUGGACAGUUUAUUGUAAAGAUUAUCGCGAAACGGAAGAAUGUUGAGAGUUGGUUGUCG
Messenger RNA from Talaromyces proteolyticus, 1236 nucleotides. RefSeq lists its product as uncharacterized. Gene Ontology annotation, molecular function: zinc ion binding; DNA-binding transcription factor activity, RNA polymerase II-specific. The transcript has a single exon. The annotation marks the transcript as partial. The record is from RefSeq and is a predicted model, not a curated record. Gene Ontology annotation, biological process: regulation of DNA-templated transcription. Lineage: Eukaryota; Fungi; Ascomycota; Eurotiomycetes; Eurotiales; Trichocomaceae.